Messenger RNA from Corylus avellana, 1350 nucleotides. The record is from RefSeq and is a predicted model, not a curated record. NCBI's taxonomy places the organism in Eukaryota, Viridiplantae, Streptophyta, Magnoliopsida, Fagales, Betulaceae.
UGUAAUGCCAGAUUUUGUGCCAGUCAAUUGGAGAAGCAUGAUUCAGUUUGUCCCUUCAAGAUAAUUCCAUGUGAGCAGCAGUGCUCUGACAGCAUCAUGAGACGCGAGAUGGACAGGCAUUGCAUAACUGUCUGCACAAUGAAGCUUGUGAACUGCCCUUUCUAUGCACUGGGUUGUCAAUCCACUUUACCUAGCUGUAUGAUUGAGCAACAUUGUUCAGAUGCCAUCCAUUUUCACUUGCUACAUGUUCUUCAAGUUCUUCACAAGGAAGCAUCUGAGGAUAAUCUGAAACGACGGGUGGAGCAACUAGAACAGGCAGCAUCAUCUAGUCGGCUAGCUGAAGCUCAAGAGGUGAGAUCUUUAAUCUCCAAGGUCAAGGAUCUUGAAGCAAAGCUGGGGCCGUUAGAAGUCGACAUCAAGAACAAGGAUAGCGACGAGAAUGUGGAGAUUUCAAAUAUCUCAAAUGCCUUGGAUGAAGCCCAUAUCAACAAGGACAGUCAAGAGAGAUUGGGGGCUUCAAAUACAGUAAAUGCCUCAAGCGAAGCUGAAAGUCUAAGUUAGACCUGGCAAUUAUGCUUUAUGUUUACAAAAAAUCCUAUUCAUCAUGAAAUGAAAAUCUUUCACCUUGCCAGAAAACAAACUUACUUUUUUUUUUUUCAAGGACUAACAUCAUUUGAUCCAUAGCUAUUCCAGUUUAAGAUCUUGAGGUUCCUUUUCCCUCCUGUACCUAUUUCGUUUUCUAUAUUCCAAAGUCAUCGACGACCUUAUGUUACCCAUGACAUUUGAUAAAGGACAUAAAUUUCUUACAAGCUGGUUUGUAGGAAACAGUCUUUGCAAUUUGUAGGAGUUUCUUACAACCCGAUUGAUGGGAAAUUUGUGUUCUUUGAUAAAUUGGGGAAACUGGUUCCUUUCACUCUGCAGAUAUGCUGCUACUGACAUUGUUCUCUUCUGCCUGCUGGUAAUAUGGUGUGAGAUGCCUUUCUAUCGGUGUAACUUCCAAAUUCAACAUAGCUGCAUGAUUCAAAUCAUUAAAUGAUAGAUCUUCUUUUGAGAGCUUCAGAAUGUUGAAUGGCUUGAAGAAUCAGAGGACUGCAUGUAACGCUGGUGUUGCUGAUGGUUGCGUGCAUUUUAGCUGCUUCUCUGAGCAUUGCUGCUUUCCUACUUGCACAUAUGGUCGUAUUCACAAGUUUGCUUAAACCCUUUCCUUGAACUCUAAAGAACUCCUCCCCCUCCCUCCCAUUGGACAUUUUUGAUUCUGUUCCUUCAUGUUUGUGUAUUCAUAGAGAGAAAACUCUUUUUUUUAUGGCCUUUUGUAUGGGUCUAAUAUUAAUGUGUAAAUCUUCAGAUGUU